Molecule: messenger RNA, 939 nt
Organism: Pseudopodoces humilis (Tibetan ground-tit)
Lineage: Eukaryota; Metazoa; Chordata; Aves; Passeriformes; Paridae
Source: RefSeq, a predicted model, not a curated record
AUGGACGCGCUGAGCCGGGCCGGGCCUCGGCCCCGCCGCGCCGCCGCCUCCCCCCUGCCCUGGGGCCGCUUCGCCGCCUGGAUCGACUGCGUGUGUGUGGUGACCUUCGAUCUGGAGCUCGGCCAGGCCAUGGAGCUGGUGUAUCCCCACGACUUCAGGCUCACCGAGAAGGAGAAAACGAGCAUCUGCUACCUGUCCUUCCCUGACUCCUACUCAGGUGGCCUCGGGGACACCCAGUUCAGCUUCCGGCUGCGCCAGGCCGGGGGUUCCCGGAGCUCCCCGUUCCAGGAUGACGGCAGGUACAACCGGGAGGCCCCGCUGACGCUGCAGCGAGAGGCCGCUCACUAUUUUGGGUACGUGUACUUCCGGCAGGUCAAGGACAGCUCCAUGAGGAGGGGCUACUUCCAGAAGUCCCUGGUGCUCGUGUCCCGCCUUCCCUACGUGAAGCUGUUCCAGUGCCUGCUGCAGCUGAUCGCUCCGGAGUACUUCGACAAGCUGGAGCCGUGCCUGGAGGCAGUGUGCAACGAGAUCGACCAGUGGCCGCCGCCGGUGCCCGGGCAGACGCUGAACCUGCCCGUGAUGGGAGUGCUCAUCCAGGUGAGGAUCCCGUCGCGGGUGGACAAGGCCGGCUCCAGCCCGGUGAGGCAGUGCAACCAGGAGAACCUGUUACCAGCGCCCCUGGUCCUCCCCAGCGUUCAUGAGCUGGAUCUGUUCAGAUGUUUCCAGCCCGUGCUGAUCCACAUCCAGAUGCUGUGGGAGCUGAUGCUGCUGGGGGAGCCCAUGGUGGUGAUGGCACCGUCCCCAAGCGUGUCCUCAGAGAUGGUCCUGGCCCUCACCAGCUGCCUGGCCCCGCUGCGUUACUGCUGCGACUUCCGGCCCUACUUCACCAUCCACGACAGCGAGUUCAAGGAGUACACCACCCGUACCCAGGCCCCGUGA